GCCUGCUGAGAUUAGAGGAACUGGUCCGUCGCUUCCUCAUCUCACGAGAGACGCUGUCUGUCAGGAUGCUGGAUGACAACCUGGACCCCACCCCGCUGCUGAAGGAGAUCCGUGACGACAAAGUGGCCACCAUCAUCAUCGAUGCCAAUGCUUCGGUCUCUUAUCUCAUCCUCAAGAAGGCGUCAGAGUUGGGGAUGACAUCAGCAUUUUAUAAGUACAUCCUCACCACCAUGGACUUCCCUCUGCUGAGGCUGGAUGACAUAGUGGAUGAGCAAUCCAACAUCAUUGGUUUCUCCAUGUUUAACACCACACACCCGUUCUACUUGGAGUUCAUCAGGAGCCUGAACCUUUCCUGGCGGGAGGGCUGCGAUUUAACCUACCCCGGCCCUGCUCUCUCUUCGGCGCUGAUGUUUGAUGCGGUGCAUGUGGUGGUGGGGGCGGUGAGGGAAUUGAACCGCAGUCAGGAAAUUGGAGUGAAGCCACUCAGCUGCACCUCGCCUCAGAUCUGGCAACACGGGACUAGCCUCAUGAACUACCUGCGCAUGGUGGAGUAUGAUGGCCUAACAGGGCGAGUCGAGUUCAACAGCAAAGGUCAGAGGACCAACUACACCCUGCGGAUCCUAGAGAAGCACAGAGGAGGCCACAAAGAGAUUGGGAUCUGGUACUCCAACAACACUUUGGCAAUGAACUCCACCAGCUUGGAUAUUAAUGUCUCAGAGACUCUGGCAAACAAGACCCUCAUUGUCACCACAAUUCUGGAGAACCCGUAUGUGAUGCGUAAAGACAAUUACCAAGAUCUCGAAGGCAACGACCAGUACGAGGGCUUCUGUGUCGACAUGCUGAGGGAGCUGGCAGACAUCUUGAAAUUCUCCUUCAAGAUCAAGCUGGUGGAUGAUGGGCUGUACGGGGCCCCAGAGCCCAACGGCUCUUGGACCGGCAUGGUUGGAGAACUAAUCAACAGGAAAGCAGACCUGGCUGUGGCGGGCUUCACCAUCACAUCAGAACGAGAGAAAGUUAUCGACUUCUCUAAGCCGUUCAUGACCCUGGGGAUCAGCAUCUUGUACCGAGUUCAAUUGGGUCGUAAGCCAGGUUACUUCUCUUUCCUCGAUCCUUUCUCCCCGGCUGUUUGGCUCUUCAUGUUGCUCGCCUACCUGGCUGUCAGCUGCGUGCUCUUCCUGGCAGCAAGGUUGAGCCCCUAUGAGUGGUACAACCCUCACCCCUGCCUGCGGGAGCGCAGGGACAUGCUGGAGAACCAGUACACCCUGGGAAACAGUUUGUGGUUUCCUGUCGGUGGCUUCAUGCAGCAGGGAUCAGAGAUAAUGCCCAGAGCCUUGUCCACCAGAUGUGUCAGUGGUGUGUGGUGGGCCUUCACUCUGAUUAUCAUUUCUUCCUACACGGCCAACUUGGCGGCCUUCCUGACCGUUCAGAGGAUGGAGGUUCCCAUCGAGUCUCCGGAUGAUUUGGCCGAUCAGACCAACAUCGAGUACGGAACCAUUCAUGGAGGGAGCACCAUGACUUUCUUCAUGAACUCGAGGUACCAGACGUAUCAGCGAAUGUGGAACUACAUGAACUCCAAGCUGCCCAGUGUUUUUGUGAAAAGCACGGAGGAAGGCAUCGCUCGCGUGCUCAACUCCAAGUACGCCUUCCUGAUGGAGAGCACGAUGAACGAGUAUCAUCGAGGCCUCAACUGUAACCUCACACAGAUCGGAGGCCUGCUGGACACCAAGGGCUACGGCAUCGGCCUGCCGUUAGGGUCUCCGUUCAGAGAGGAGAUCACGCAGGCCAUCCUCCAGAUGCAGGAGAAUAACAGGCUGGAGAUCCUGAAGAGGAGGUGGUGGGAGGGAGGACAGUGUCCUAAAGAGGAGGAUCAUCGUGCCAAGGGUUUGGGCAUGGAGAACAUUGGGGGUAUCUUCGUAGUGCUGAUCUGUGGCCUCAUCAUUGCCGUGUUCGUGGCCAUCAUGGAGUUUGUGUGGUCGACGCGCCGCUCAGCAGAGACCGAUGAGGUAUGCCCCCAUACCUGCCCUCGCCGACCCCACAGACACACCCCAGUGUCUGUCUGUCAAGAGAUGAUCACAGAGUUCCGAAACGCCGUCUCCUGUAGGAAGAGCUCUCGAAUGCGCCGCCGCCGGCCCCUGAGCAGCUCGGCAGCCUUACGACACCCCACCCGCAUYGCUCUCGGGGCCCCUCGGCCCCUGCGGCUGGUACGGGAAAUGCGGCUCAGCAACGGCAAGCUGUACAGCGGAGCUGGGCCCCUGACUGGUGGAGCAGGAGGGGCAGGACUUCCAGAGCUGGGCCCCGGGCCCCAGCGGAUCCUGGACGAUCCACUGGGCGCUAACACCACCCCGCCUCCCCCUGCCCCCACCCCCGUGAUGCUGCCUGCCCGCAGCUGCGCCCAUGUGAGGAUCUGUCAGGAGUGCAGACGGAUCCAGAGCCUGAGARCAGGCUGCAGUUUAGGAUCAGCCUCCACCAGAAUCCCGCCCUCAUCUGCCCCUCUGCCCAGGCUACCUCCACCCCCACCCCCAUCCUCAUCCAACACAGACAGCGAGGGUGGAGGGGGAUCCAGCCCGAGGCGGCUACAUCACAGCUCCCCACCUCAUUCCCCGCGUCGCAGUCUCCCCCCACAGAGCAGCAACAACACAGACCUGCUGGGAGACCAGAACUGAGAGUCAAACCAGCAGGGGGUUGUUGUCAGAAGGCAAAUAACUGUUUUUUUUUUCAUGGGAAACUCAAAAAAAGCGAGUGAGAAUGUGUAAGUUGAACCCCACAAGAAACAAAAAUAUGUUUUAUAGGAGAAAAAUGAAUGUGAAACCUCUAAAAGGUCUUCCAGUUCUGAGGCCGACAGCUACGGAACUGACUGUAGGCCGGGCAGAGCUUCAAGUACCGGAUCAGAACAUCAGUCCAGUUUGAACAAAUCGGAGAAGGACUGGACCGGACUGAAGGAUGGUUUACUUGUGUCUUCUUACUCGCCUCUCAUUCAAAGUUCAAACCUGAAGAUAUUGAUUUUCCUUCAUAGAGACUUCACUGGAAGCCAACUUGAUUUUUGAUAAAAAAAGAAAAAAAUAAAUAAAAAAUAAAAUAAAUAAAAACUGAAGCCUGUCUGGAGGACGUACUGUACUGUGUUCACAUAGGCUCAAAAACAGCAGCUGAAAGACUUCCAGAGAAUUAUUUCCUGUUGGGUUUUUUUUCUUUUGUUGUCUUUGUUUUGUUACCAUUGUUCUAAGUGGGAAUAAAUAAAGACUCUGUGUAACUCUUCGGUGGAUUUUAACAAACUAAGAACCUUGACAGCAGCUAAUUUUGUUCAAGAGUUUUGUGUCCCUCCCUGUGUCCCAAAGCUGCUUUUAGGGUGAUGUGAAAGUCCGAUAAAACCAUGACAACAUCGUGCAAAACAGUAGCAAAGAAAAGUGUUGGCUGUCUUUUUUUAACACUGUGUUUAAAAUCUGUGCGUCUUGUAAGUCCGUCUCUAAUAGCUCAAUAGGGAGCAUGUAUUCAGCAAAAAACCUUUUACCAACGUUAGAUAAUCAGACAGCCGCAGAAAAGGGAGGACAGAGGAACCAAGAAGCUUUGAAAUGUGAAAUUAAUGUCCCUCGUUAUCCAGAGUAACCCUCGCCAAGCUUUUACUUUUUCUUCCAACCUUUUUUCACACAGCGUAGAUGAGAUAGACUGGGGUGAGCCAGAGAAACAAGACAGAAGAACAGAGAGGGAAAUAAAAGAUGGAAAGAGCUUCUGAGUAAAACCGGCACUCCUGAGUCUGAAUGAGAAAUCCCUAACUGAACUUUUUCCAUMAUUAGAUUUGUCCUGAUCUGGUAAUUCUGGGCAUAUUUAAGGGGCUUUUUGUUGCACCAGCAGGCUGUAUCUGCAGCCGCUUCACUACUCACUGUUCAGCAUACCGACGACUUGGCUGUCCGCGGCAGUAACUCCUGCCAACGUGAUAAACUCAACUCAGCCUUGUCGAUACUGUUUCAAGUUUUUGAUCGCCUAAUUACUCCCCUUGGUGGCUGGGGACUCAUUUAGGAGGGGGAGGAAUGCAGACAGAGACGUGCUGAUGAAUAGAUUUAGGAGACAUACAUGGCUUCGCUCUGGGUGAGAAGAUAAUUAUAUCCUUUUUAAUAAUUGUUUUUGUGGAACAUCAACCAAAACAAUUUAAAAUUUAUAAAAGAGUGCAAAAACAAAACACCUAAAUAUCUCUUUCCAGAGAUCAAAGUAUCUCUGACUGAGUUGCAGGCAAGGUCACAGGAUUCUGUCUGCAGAUCCGUUUGGUUCUGUGGGUUUGGGUGGGAGCUUGAAUAGAUCAGGAUUUUUCAUCCCGCAGACGCUCGAUCAGAUUUGGAUUURGGGAAUUGAAAUCCUGGCUGGGUCAGUGCUUUAUUGAGCUCUUUGAAGCAUUUUUUGGAGCGUGAUGGUGCACAUUAUCCAGCUGGGAUAACACCUAAUCUGCAACAGUAUUUAGUUGAGUUGUUUGUAUCAGAGGUAACRUCAUCAUGAACGCUGCCAGAACCUCACGUCUCCCUGUAGAGCCAGCACUGUAACAACAUGAUCAAUGCUUUUCACUUCAUCAGUUGCAUGUUAACACUGUGGCAGAGUUCUUUAAACAGAUACACUGGAGGAUUUUAGUUUUUUUUUUUCAAUUCUCCCUAAUCAGAACACUCUWCAGAUCGCUUCUAAUUGGUUUAUCAAAGUAAACAAUUAGAAAAUGAUCAUUAUUCUUUAAUAAGAGCUCUGAUUCAGUCACUCAAACAUGAGGAAUACAUACAAAUAAAACCACAACAAAGUAACAUCUUUUAGAUCUCAAUGUGGGUCAGAUUACRUCAGCGUGUAUUAGAGUGUGUGUGUUAAUGUUUGUUUACAUGGCUGCAUGUUCUUCUGCACAUAAAUGAGAUCACAACAGUAGAAAGAUGCAGAGGAUUGAUGCAUGCAAGACAGCACAGAGAGAAUGAGUUGUCCAAAACAAUUAUUGACACAAAUGAUUAAAUAAGCACAAAAUUACUUAAAAAAUAAUUUAUAACUGCACGACGAAAAGCAACUUUAUUUUAUAACAAAAAAAUUUAAAAGAUGUCACCUAUUUUUAUGGUUCUGAUUGAUGAAAAAAGACCAAAGUCAGAAUUUAUUAUACAAACAACAUUUGUAUAAUUACUAUUUCUCCUCACUCUUGAACCAAGAGUCAUGUCUCUUUAUUAUGUGACACAAAAUUUAAAUCAAUUUGUAACUAAAUCCUUAUGUUUUUUCACCCCAGCAGAUUUCUGUGUGCCUAAACAUAUCUCCCAUUAAUGCACCAUUACUUCCAGUUCAGUAACAUCUGCUUAAAACUGCAGCACAUAGCUGUUUCUGUAAAGUGGGAGACGUUUGUGCCACUUGUGAAGAAAAGUUUACGCAGUUCUGUUCGUUCAAUCACAGGUUAAGGUGUUUUUUUUUUUUUUUU
Austrofundulus limnaeus is the source of this 5416-nucleotide messenger RNA. RefSeq names its product glutamate receptor ionotropic, kainate 5. Gene Ontology annotation, molecular function: ligand-gated monoatomic ion channel activity; signaling receptor activity. Lineage: Eukaryota; Metazoa; Chordata; Actinopteri; Cyprinodontiformes; Rivulidae. The record is from RefSeq and is a predicted model, not a curated record. Gene Ontology annotation, cellular component: membrane. Gene Ontology annotation, biological process: monoatomic ion transport.